Molecule: messenger RNA, 399 nt
Organism: Phaeoacremonium minimum UCRPA7
Lineage: Eukaryota; Fungi; Ascomycota; Sordariomycetes; Togniniales; Togniniaceae
Product: putative double-stranded dna-binding domain-containing protein
Exons: 4
Coding region: 1-399 (132 amino acids)
Cellular component (GO): nucleus; cytosol
Molecular function (GO): DNA binding
Source: RefSeq, a predicted model, not a curated record
AUGGAUGACGCAGAACUAGAACAGAUCAGAAAGGCUCGGCUCGAGCAGCUCAAGACGCAAGGUGGCGGGGCAGGCAAGCAGGGCGGCGGCGGCGGCCAGGAUCAAGCUCAGCAGAAGAGACAACAAGAAGCCGAAGCGCGACAGUCCAUCCUGAACCAGAUACUGCACCCCGAAGCCGCCGAUCGCCUGGGCCGCAUCCGGCUUGUGAAGGAGGAGCGCGCGACCGACGUCGAGAACCGCCUGAUCAUGCUGGCGCAGAGCGGGCAGCUGCGACAGAAGGUCACCGAAGACCAGCUCAAGGAACUACUGAAUGCGGUCGCCGACAACAAGGAGCAGGAGAAGAUUGUCGUGAACAGGCGCAAGAACUGGGAUGAUGAGGACGAUGACCUGGACCUAUGA